UAAUAACUAUGGCCGCCUUGGGUUUCUCUUCUACCCUAAACCUCUUUCCCUUUCCCUUUCUCUUUCUCUUCCUCUUCCUCCUCUUCUUCUCUCUCUAAACCACUCUCCAAAUUGCGUUGCGCGCCGUUUUGGGGUGAGGCUCCAUGGUCGAAACCUACAGGGUAAGGUCCGUCGAUUGGAGACCUUCGCCGGUUGUGGCACUAGCCACAACCAUCGACGGCGCCCGAGUUGCCGCGGCUCGCCAAGAUGGCUCGCUUGAAAUCUGGCUGGUUUCUCCCGGCGCCAUCGGCUGGCACUGUCAGCUGACUAUUCACGGAAGCCCUAACGGAAGAGUGACGUCGCUUGUUUGGUGCCCUGGCGGCGUCGACGGAAGCCGUUUGUUUUCGUCCAACGUCGAUGGAACGGUUUCUAGGUGGGAUCUUUUCAACUUGAAGCAGGAGACAGUGCUGAAAUCUGAAGUCUCAAUCUGGCAAAUGGCGAUGAAGUUUCCUGUAGAUGACAAGGUAAAUGAUGAGAGUAAGGAUGGACGUAUGGGGAUGGUGACCGAAAAUGGGAACGGUUUCCAUGAUUUUGGUGAACAUGAGAGCAGUGAUAGUGAUGAUGAUUCUCAUUCGCCUGGUCCUCUUGAGCGUUCUUAUCGGGAGCUUCCACGCGUGGCGAUUGGUUUUAAUGAUGGAAGAUUGAGAAUCUAUGAAAUCUCUGACACUGAUGAAUUUAUUCUUGUAAAAUCUUUCCCCCUGGUCACAGGACGAGUUUUAAGUGUGACUUGGAGUGCCGAUGCUAACUACAUAUAUUCAGGAAGCAGUGAUGGUUUGAUUCGUUGCUGGAAUGCUACAUUGGGCAAUGAAGUCUACAGGAUUACAGCUGGACUUGGAGGGUUGGGCAGUGGGCAAGAACUUUGCAUAUGGUCAUUACUGUCUUUAAGGAAUGGUACACUUGUCAGUGCGGACAGCAGUGGUAGUGUCCAGUUUUGGGACAGCCAACAUGGAACCCUCUUGCAAGCACAUUCUUUACAUAAGGGACAUGUAUUUGCUCUGGCUGCAGCUCCUACUCAUAAUAGGGUGUUUUCAGCUGGUUCUGAUGGUCAGGUUAUUCUUUACAAGCUUUCUGAUAGUCAGGCAGCAUCAGCUGAUGAUGUCAACUAUUCUUCUAUGACGAAGAGAUGGAUCUAUAUUCACCAUGUAAGGUCUCAUACACACGACAUCAGGGCCCUUUCUGUUGCUGUACCGAUAAGUCCUGAAGGUGAUAUUAACCCUGAAAUUAACCCAGAGAAGAGGAUUAAGAGAAGUCGAGGUGCCAGGAAGCCCACUGAUUUUAGUUACCAUAAGUGGGCUCAUUUGGGCGUUCCCAUGCUUAUAUCAGCAGGGGAUGACACAAAACUUUUUGCCUACCCAGUCAAAGAAUUCACCCAGUUCCCUCCUCACGACAUCUGUCCGGCACCCCAAAGGACACCCAUUCAACUAGUGCUCAAUUCUAUUUUUAAUCAAUCCAAAAUGCUUUUAGUCCAAUCAUCAAAGCACAUAGAUGUUCAUUUGCUACCGCUUAAAAAUGUUUCCACCCCUGGGGGCCUUACAAAGACCGAAAUAGUUGCUCGAGUCAAGAGUAAGGCAUCUCGAAAGAUAAUUUGCAGCACCAUUUCUAAUUCAGGGGCGCUCUUUGCAUACUCUGAUCAUAAAAGGCCUAGUCUUUUGGAACUGAGAAGGUGUGAAGUGGGAAAAAUCACAUGGAAUGUUGAUAGAAGGGAGCUUCCUCAGAGAUUACCAUUUGCCCACUCUAUGGUUUUUUCUCACGACUCUUCCAAGUUGAUAGUAGCAGGUUGCGACAGAAGGAUAUAUGUUGUGGAUGUUGUGAAGUCUGAGUUAGUGCAUACUUUUACCCCCCGUCGUGAGUCUCAGGAUGAGGAUUUGCCUCCAACUGAGCCACCAAUAACGAGAUUGUUUUCUAGUUCUGAUGGGCAAUGGUUGGCAGCUGUGAACUGUUUUGGGGAUAUAUAUGUAUUUAACCUGGAGAUACAAAGCCAGCACUGGUUCAUUUCAAGAUUAGAUGGCGCCUCUGUUACAGCUGGUGGAUUUCCACCCCAGAAUGACAACGUUUUGAUAGUUACAACAUCAUCAAAUCAAGUGUAUGCACUUGACGUAGAGGCCAAGCAGUUAGGGGAAUGGUCAAAACGACAUACUUUUGCUCUUCCUAGGAGAUAUCAGGAAUUUCCUGGUGAAGUUAUUGGGCUUUCAUUCCCUCCAGCAGAAGCUUCAUCUUCUCCAUCGGCAAUAUCAUCUUCGGUUGUUGUCUACAGCUCCAGGGCAAUGUGCUUGAUUGACUUUGGUUUGCCUGUGGAGCAAGAUGAAGGUGAUAUGCUUAACACACAAGAUUCAAGGGCUGGGAAUUUACAAUAUUUUAGUGUUAAGAAGGGGACUAAGAGGAAGUUUGAAGUUUUACCAAUAGAUAAGCCUGUUAGGAGGAACUUUCAAGUUCUACCAUUAGAGAAUCCUGUUUUAUUUUUAGCUCAUACGUCAAAAAAUUCCUUAUUUAUAGUAGACAAACCAUGGUUGCAAGUGGUCAAGAGUUUAGAAGCCCCACCGGUCCACAGACAUAUAUAUGGGACAUGAGCUUUAAGCAACUUAGAGAAUUGUUCUCAGCUUUGAGGGGAUAUGAUGGGGAUAAAAGUCCCUUGUUUUUCUUUUUUGUCUCUUCAUGGUUGGGAGGAUCUAGAAUCGUGUAUUGUGUUAUCAUAAUCAAUUUUGUUCCAUUAGUAAUAGCUUCAAUUUACAUUUUUUUAUCUACACAAUUUCUGUACUUUUACUCUUGAUCAAUUCCCAGAUUAAUUUUGGCUGC
Molecule: messenger RNA, 2832 nt
Organism: Vigna unguiculata (cowpea)
Lineage: Eukaryota; Viridiplantae; Streptophyta; Magnoliopsida; Fabales; Fabaceae
Product: WD repeat-containing protein PCN-like
Biological process (GO): meristem growth; meristem maintenance
Molecular function (GO): protein binding
Source: RefSeq, a predicted model, not a curated record